AUGAUUGAGAAAGCAAACAUUGACAAAGAAUACGAAUACUUAAAGAAAACAUAUCGAUUCUCUCAAAAAGUUUACUGGUUAGACUUAAGUAAAAGACCAAAAAGAAAACAAGCAUAUUACUUUAUAGCACUAAUGAACAACUGGCCAAUAAAAGUAUUGCUCGAUGAAGGAGCAAAUAAAGAUAAUAGAACAAAAGCAGUAUUACCAGAAGAAAAAACAAUCUCAAACCUAGGAGAAGUAAAAGUAACAAUCCAGAUAAAAGAUAUUCAAGCACAAAUUAAAGUAACUAUCAUCAAAGGAGAACAACCUUACCUUCUCUUAUCUGAAGUAGAUCAAGCAAGAUUACAUAUCACUAAAGAUAGACAAAAUAAGAUAGCUUUAAUCAAUAACAAGCCUAUUAGCUACCAAGAAAUGGGAUCAGACACAGGUUAUAGACACCUCCUUAAAAGUGAGAAAAAACAUCUCGAUGGUGCCCAACAUAAAUCCAAAAAUAUCAAAAUAUUUAAAGAAUUAAUACCAUAUUCUUUAAAAGAACAAAAAAUACUUCUUAAAAAGCAAGUUGAAAAAAAUAAACAGAGAACAAAAUUAAUAGGUGUAACAUGCAAUAGAAAUUGGGCAGAUAUAGUCAGAACAGCUCUAGCAACAGACUCCAACUUAUUACAAGUAUUCUUAGAAUAUAAAGAACCUAAAGGUAUAUACAAAAAUGAACAGAUGAAAAAAUACAUGAUGGUACAAAAUGGUGAACCAAAUAUACAAGAAGAUGAUAAUAUUAUACAAAGAAAUAGAAAAAUUGGGCUAAAAAUAAUAUUACAUACAUCAAUGAGAUUAUACCUUAAUGAUCCAUUAUAA
Messenger RNA from Cetraspora pellucida, 849 nucleotides. NCBI's taxonomy places the organism in Eukaryota, Fungi, Glomeromycota, Glomeromycetes, Diversisporales, Gigasporaceae. The record is from the annotation of a GenBank genome assembly.